Messenger RNA from Didymodactylos carnosus, 321 nucleotides. NCBI's taxonomy places the organism in Eukaryota, Metazoa, Rotifera, Eurotatoria, Philodinida, Philodinidae. The record is from the annotation of a GenBank genome assembly.
AUGAUAUCAGCUACCCUACGUCGAGAUACAAAUACAACUGUUGAUAAAUUGGGCUCUGGUCGUGCACAGCAGAUUCGUCGUAAUCGUGAUCGCCUUAUUAAAAUUGGUUCAACCGUACACUUAUUAGGAAAACAUGAUUCCAUUCAGGGGUCACGAAGAGCAAGCGGGUUAAACAAUCAGAAUUAUGCGUUGAUGGCUGAUGAAUGCUGCGAUAUAAGUGGCACACAGCAAUUAUCUAUUGUUACUCGAUUUUUACCUGAUCUACAGAAUCGUUCGAUUGAUACACAGUGGGCAUUUUUUGCUAGAGCAAGCGGACUUUAG